Molecule: messenger RNA, 642 nt
Organism: Limulus polyphemus (Atlantic horseshoe crab)
Lineage: Eukaryota; Metazoa; Arthropoda; Merostomata; Xiphosura; Limulidae
Exons: 3
Source: RefSeq, a predicted model, not a curated record
GUUACUCCGGCGUAUGUCCUGCCCACGAUAAUUACAGAGGAUUUUGAUGAAAUGGAGACUCCUGAGGCUUCGUAUCCGAAUAAAUCCGCGUCUCUUGGAAGUCGGGAUCGAAUUCGCUCGCUCUCAGGGGGAACGUCUAAGAUAGCUACCCUUAGGGAAGCCCUUAGUCACAGUCGUUUGAGGCGACCCUCUGGAGAUGAUGUCCUUUCAGGAAUCAGUCCAGCACGUAAAGCAGCUUUAUUUGAAGCCUUCCGACCUCGUUCGAAGUCAGACAGCAAGCGGCAAAGACCAACAUUUAUAUCGGCAAUAAAAAAUUCCGUACAGCAGACGUUUUCUUCUUCAUCAUCGCCAGGCACUUCGCCCAAAUCUCCAACCCAGGCGCUUGCCCAGUUACAUGCGUCGCUCGGGACUGCUAAUGCAUCAAAUCACUUAGAGCCUAUUACCCAAGGGGAUUUCCGUAGACCAAGAUCAGGGUCCGAAACCAAAAGUGGACCUGUGUCAAAGGUCAUUGAAAUGUUUCGGGGCCGAUCCAACUCUAUCUCCACCGACACUGCUUUUAAAAGAUUCAGUGCUAACAGUGGUGGAUCAUCAUCAGCAACACCAAACUUCCAGAUGGAUUAUCAUUCAGCUGAAGAAGAUUAA